AUGGACCCAGACACUGAGCAGAUGAGGGUUGAAAAGCCCAACCACGAACAACCCAAACCUAAUACUGAAUUCCCAGAUGGAGGCUUCAAGGCUUGGUCCGUCGUCGUUGGUGCUUUCUGUGGGUUGUUUGUUGGGGUCUUCCAAGCCUACUACGAAGCAAACCAGUUGCAAGACUUGUCGCCCAGCACUGUAUCAUGGAUACCCGCCAUUUCUAUGUUCAUAAUGUUCAUCACAGGACCUUUCGUCGGUCGAGCUUUCGAUAAUUAUGGUCCGCGCUACCUCCUUCUUGCAGGUACACUACUGCACGUCUUUGGGUUGAUGAUGGCAUCUAUAUCAUCUCAGUACUACCAGUACAUCCUCUCCCAGGCGAUAUGCAGUCCCCUGGGUGCAGCCAUGGUUCUGUAUCCCUCAUUCAGCUGUGUCACAACAUGGUUUCGACAAAAGCGUGCCUUGGCCCUUGGAAUAACCGCUAGCGGCUCGAGUCUCGGCGGUACGAUUCUCCCCAUUGUCGUGAAUCGACUGAUUCCAAGAAUUGGCUUUGGGUGGACUAUGAGAGCUUGCGCCUUCUUGUUGCUUGGUCUGCUUCUCGUGACGAAUUUGACGGUUCGAUCGCGGGUUGCGCCUCAGCCAAAGGAGGCGGGCAUCAUAGCGUAUCUCCGGCCUUUUACAUCGCUCUCGUUUAUCCUUACCUCGUUGGCGGGAUUCUUCUACUCCAUGGGAAUGUUUAUACCCAUUACUUUCAUGGUAACCUAUGGAGAACAUGUCGGCCUUUCAAAUAGCAUGGCUGGGUACCUGGUCUCGAUAUUCAAUGCAUCAAGUGGAAUCGGGCGUAUUCUACCGGGAUAUAUAGCAGACAAGGUUGGCAGCUUCAACGUGUCAAUAGCAGCUGCGACUCUUUCGACGAUAUUCAUGCUCGGAUUGUGGCUGCCCGGCCAUAGCCGUGAGUCAGCUAUUGCUUUUGCCGCCUUGUUUGGAUUCAGUUCAGGCACAUAUACCGCCAUCAGCCCUGCCUUGAUAGCGCAUAUUUCGGACCUUGAAGAGAUAGGCACUCGUUCUGGGACCAUGUACGCGUUUAUGUCUGUGGCUGCGCUCACUGGCAGCCCAAUUGGGGGGGCUCUGAUCUCGAGCGCAGGCGGGAGCUAUUGGAAGCUACAGGUUUUUGCUGGCUGUAUGCUCGGUGCAGGGACGGUGUUUUACGUCCUCGCGAGACUGUACAUUACCAAGGGCAGGCUUUGGGAAAAGGUGUAA
Molecule: messenger RNA, 1248 nt
Organism: Fusarium verticillioides 7600
Lineage: Eukaryota; Fungi; Ascomycota; Sordariomycetes; Hypocreales; Nectriaceae
Exons: 3
Coding region: 1-1248 (415 amino acids)
Biological process (GO): transmembrane transport
Cellular component (GO): fungal-type vacuole membrane
Molecular function (GO): transmembrane transporter activity
Source: RefSeq, a predicted model, not a curated record